Messenger RNA from Alternaria alternata, 1327 nucleotides. RefSeq lists its product as hypothetical. The coding region runs from base 468 to 1037 and encodes 189 amino acids. Lineage: Eukaryota; Fungi; Ascomycota; Dothideomycetes; Pleosporales; Pleosporaceae. The transcript has a single exon. The record is from RefSeq and is a predicted model, not a curated record.
GCAGGUAUCUACUUAGGUAUCAUGCAACGCGGCGCCACGCAUCGCAGAUGUACUCUGUGUUUACAGCCUGAGAUGCAGGUAUCCCAAAUGAGGUGAGAAGAGGGGUUACCCCUCUUUUCAGCUUCCACAAGGAUUCUUGUAGGGGCCAUUUUGCAAGAUGUCGCAGGGGUUUGCUCCGCAUAGACUCGCCUUCCAUAUGAGUAGACCCGUUGAGCCUCAAUUUUCCAGGUCUACUGGUCCCCGCUGUUGCUAGCACAUACUCAGGCUAGACUACCUCAUAAAUUUGUACCAUCAAGCAGCUAAAUCUCGCAUCGGCUUUACCAACAAGGGUUGUCGUGCAAGCUUUCUGUAACCCUGACCCUCCAGUGACUCUCUUCCUGACCCAGACGGUGAAUUUCUGCCUGAGGACGAUGUCAGUGCAGCACUCGCUAGAAACCCCAUGUCUUACGGUUCACUGACCGGUGAUAAUGAGCAGGUCCACUAUCUAUUAUCAUGUACCGCUAGACCAAGAUAGCAUGUUUCGAUCGGCCGAUGUCCCGAGACCCGCAAAGAGACAACGAAGGGACAGUGUCGGCAAUUCAAAAGAAACUGUUAGUACGACCGAGAAGACGACCACCCAAGAGCGAUCCACUUCGGAAGCGGCUGUCUUGCUGGCCACGGGAACGAAACAUUACAAGCUAUUCGAGGCAACAGGCUCAUUAGAUGACCUGCAUGAGGCAUUCGAUGCCGUUGGCGAAGCAUGUCACGCUACAUCGAAAGGAAUUCCUGAUCAAACCUUUUCUUUGUUCCAUAAUCAAGAUGGAAAUUCCGACAUCCUGAAUGUAUUGCGAAGGGAUGUCGAGACAUUCGUCAACAUGGUUACAAGUCCUAGCAGCGGUCUGCAAACAGUCCAAUCUGCUCCUCAAGGUGAGACUAUCUACGCCAACACUCCACAGCAUCAUGGCACGGUUCAGUUGCUCCAAAUGGAUGAAACGCCGAGCAUAAGCAAGGAGAGUUCAGAUGCAACAAUGCAUGAACAGACAGCGCUGAUGGGUUGACUUAAAGUGGAAAUUGUACUUUCUUACUACGUUCUGCCACACAGCCUGUGAAGUUGUCUUUGAUUUGGUCAGGCAGAUUCUUUCACGGUCUUGUAAUUUUGGGUUCUUAGCUGGACCUUCUCUCUCAAGUAGAACUCGUCUGCUGACCCAGGAGUUAAAGUUGGAUGAGACAAUGCUUAGCCUGAAUAGGAUUUCAUUUUUAAUACAGUUCGUUUACAUGUAUAUAUGUACAUAAGUUGUCCUCCAGCUUGCUAUGAAUUCUAUUGCCUUUAACCCAAACACUAUCUUUA